Molecule: messenger RNA, 640 nt
Organism: Vavraia culicis subsp. floridensis
Lineage: Eukaryota; Fungi; Microsporidia; Pleistophoridae
Exons: 1
Coding region: 1-501 (166 amino acids)
Biological process (GO): double-strand break repair via break-induced replication; DNA replication
Cellular component (GO): nucleus; GINS complex
Source: RefSeq, a predicted model, not a curated record
AUGUCUCCCGAUGAGCUAAAAUUGCUAGCAUAUCACCAAGAAAUAGAAAUUCAUCCCUUAACAAAUUUGCCGACUCUUCAUCUCCUUGAGACCGAUUACGGUCCCUUGACACCCCAUAGUCCUGCAAAAGUGCCCAUACAUACCGCUCUAUUCCUCCACAAGUCCAAUCUAUGCAAAAUUCCGCUUCCAUUCUUCCUCACACUUGAUUACCUGGAAGAUGUCAAGCAGCAGGAGAAGAAUAAUGAAAAUGAGUAUGCUUCGAUCUACCCGUACAUAUUUGAGGUAUACGAUGAUAUUCUACGAUGUGUUGAUUGUAAUGUGGAGGAGAUAAGAAUGGUUCUUAGUGAGAUAAGAGAUGUUAGGAUGGAGAAGAGCAGAAGGGGACUGGUUGGUAUUGAUGGACGAGCAUUGAACUUGAACAAUUUGACUGUUUACGAGUAUGAACAGAUUAAGAGUGUGCUCUUGGAUGGGAUGGAGAUGGCGUUGCGGAUGGAGAAAUAGUGAGGAUGACGAGCAGAUGGAAAUCGUAGAGAACAGAGAUGUAAUACGGUACGACGGGUAGAUGGAAAGCGUAGAGAACAGGGAUGUAAUACGGUACGACGAGUAGAUGGAAAUCGUAGAGAACAGGGAUGUAAUACGG